AUGGCCAAUUCCUUGAAACUGCCGAAUGAGCUGCCUCCACCAGGAAAGGUCGUCUCACCUGCAUCACCAGUUGUUGAGCCCCGAAACAACAACGAUGCUCUUCUCAAAGCCGCCCAUCGCAAAGUCGACAAGCGCCUUCUCCUCUGGUAUGCAUUCGUGUACCUAAUCAUGCGCAUACACGUCUCCAACAUCUCGAACUCGGCCAUCAUAAAUCUCGAAUCUGGAGAUGGAAUCCGUCGUCAGCUCGGCAAUCUCUCAUCCUCACAAUGGGCAUGGGCGCUUUCCAUCUUUUAUUAUCCCUACAUGUUCCUCGAACCGCUCGCUACGCUAGCUCUGAAAAAGUUCAACCCCAAUGUUUGGAUGUCGCGGAUCAUGCUUACGUGGGGUAUUAUAAGCAUGUGCCAGGGGGCAACGCAGAAUUAUGCAGGUAUCCUUGUCUGCAGGUUCUUCUUGGGCGCUGCAGAGGCAGGGUUCUAUCCAGGAGUGCUGUAUCACUUCAGCUUUUGGUAUAGGACUGAGAGGUUGCCGCUGAGAAUUGGAUUCUUCUACGCAUGUGGUAUGUUCUCGGGAACAAUCAGCGGCCUGUUGGCGUAUGCUAUAUCAUUCAUGAACGGCGCUGGUGGAUUGGCUGGUUGGCGAUGGCUCUUCAUCCUCGAAGGAAUGCCCGCUAUAUUCUUUGCGGUUAUCACAUUUUUUUCCCUUCCGAACUACCCCGAGACUGUCAAAUUUCUGAACGAGACCGAGCGCAAGGCAGUCCUCGAUGAUCUUCCAAAACAGGCACCCACUAUGCAAGCAAAGACGUUCAACCGGGAGCAAGCAGUAUCUCUGUUCAAAGACCCAACGUUCGUUCCCUUCCUGAUGAUCUGGAUUACGCACGGCAUUGGCGGUUGGGGAAUCUCCUUCGUCUUACCUACUGUCAUAUACGAGCUCGGCAUCUCCGACACUGCCAUUAGCCAGGUUAUGACAAUGCCCCCCUUCACCCUCGUCUUCGUCAUCCUCUGCUCAUUAGCCUACCUCAUCCACACAGGCCGCCUAUCCCCCUGGAUCGCCGGUCUAGCCGUCGAAGUCACCCAGAUAAUCUGCUACAUCCUCCUCAUCACGGUCAAGAACUCCGUCGCAAAAUACAUCUUCGUCAUGAUUGCAACCGCCGCAUCGCAGUCUUUCUUCGCGCUCAUGUGGCCGGAGCGCAUCCGCGCUGCGAAGGGCACUACGACGGCAGGGCUGGCGAUUGGUAUCACGAACGCGAGCGCUCAAUUAAUGGGUAUUGUGGGUCCGCAGAUUUAUCAGGCGAAGUUUGGGCCGACGUAUAGGGUCAGCUAUAUCUGCUCGAUUGGGUUAUUGUGUGCGUGCUUGGCGGCGAUAUGUACAAGCUGGUACUUUGUGAGAAGGGGGGAUAGGAAGGCUGUGGACAGCGAAGAGGAAGUCUCGGCGCCGUCGUCUGUGGAUUUAGUACCGUCGAAAGCCGCAUAUUGA
This is a messenger RNA of Didymosphaeria variabile, 1473 nucleotides long. RefSeq lists its product as uncharacterized. Gene Ontology annotation, biological process: transmembrane transport. Gene Ontology annotation, molecular function: transmembrane transporter activity. The coding region runs from base 1 to 1473 and encodes 490 amino acids. Gene Ontology annotation, cellular component: membrane. NCBI's taxonomy places the organism in Eukaryota, Fungi, Ascomycota, Dothideomycetes, Pleosporales, Didymosphaeriaceae. The transcript has 3 exons. The record is from RefSeq and is a predicted model, not a curated record.